This is a messenger RNA of Diachasmimorpha longicaudata, 5537 nucleotides long. RefSeq names its product aftiphilin (gene Afti). The record is from RefSeq and is a predicted model, not a curated record. Bases 607 to 3255 code for a protein of 882 amino acids. Gene Ontology annotation, molecular function: clathrin binding. The transcript is spliced from 9 exons. Lineage: Eukaryota; Metazoa; Arthropoda; Insecta; Hymenoptera; Braconidae. Gene Ontology annotation, cellular component: trans-Golgi network membrane; AP-1 adaptor complex. Gene Ontology annotation, biological process: intracellular transport.
AGGUGACAUGAUGGCGCAUGAAAACAGGUGAUCGUGAUCACAAGUUGUCCACCGUUCACCUAAAGUCCUACCAGAUGAUGACAUUCCAUCAAAUCGUGUUAUAAAACUCCCAAAAUCCUAAAGAUUCAGCUUAAAAGUGCGUUCAUCUCAUUGUGAUGCAGUGAAUUGUUGACUAACUAUUGUUUGAACAUGUUUGGUGCCUUAUUGUUACUUAAUUAUCGUCGAAUAACUAUCAGUUGAACCGAUUGUCUUAUCGUUAACCACGAUAAACACGUUUCAGUGAGACAGGUGAUAAUACACGUAUGUAGGAUUAAUGUCACUUGUGACCCUGUGAAAAUCUAUCUAUACUUUCCCUUUGUGGUUCUAAUGAGAUAAAAUACGUGUCAAGGUGGACUUUUGGGCAGGGUUCCAUCGGAUUUUGCAGCAGAUAAAACAUCGUAAAACCAUUAGCAAUGAUCCAUUCGCAUGAAAUAUCAGUUUGGCUAUGGAAAAAUCAGUCCAGUUCUUGAGGAUUCAUUAAAAUUGCAAUUUUCAGAUCGACAUAACAGUGAGAAUUACAGACAAUUUUGGCUAUUUAGACAAUGAAAGGAUACUGAUGAAAGAAAAAUGGAUAAACAAAAAAUUAUUUAUGGCGAUUCUGGGACAAUGUCAUUUCCACCCUUGGUGAGCUCCACCCCACCUCCGUUGGAUCACAAUUUCCGAGAGUCCGAUGAGGAUGACGAGUUUGGGGAUUUCGCUGCCGGUGCACUUGAUGGCUCUUCAACAACCUCGGAAUCCCCCCAGAAGCUUCUGACACCACUUCAAACCCCGCUAUCAUCAGUGGCUCCAUCGCCCCGGGUAAAUGGCACCACCGAUUACUCGCCAUCUCCAAAGCCCGUCACAAUAGACCCCAAAAAAGACCUCGAUGAGGACAUAAUAAUAACCGUUGAAAAGACUAACGACACUGUGAGCAGUAUAAAGCUAGACAAUAGAACUAGUGGUAGUUUACAAGAUAAUGAUUACGAUCCUAACAAUGUCGAGCCUAGUGAUACGUACAAUAGCCACUCUAGCCCCGACAAGAGGAGCUUCGAUCACAUUCUCGAUGCUAAAUCAUCCGACAAUGAUAUUGACAAGAAAGACAUUGAUUUGCGAUUAGUUACGAGUAGUAAUAGCAGUAGUUUAGCUGAUAGUUGUUUCAAGAGUGAUUCAUCUACGAAUAUCGAACCUAACGACGACCCUGAGCCCCUGAGCCUGGUCCUAGACGAUCCCACUGCACCUGGUGAUCAUCAAGAUCAAUCCGAAUAUCAGAUAAACCCUAGACCUCCAGACCUCGAAGACGAUUUCUAUGAUUACGACAAAUUCAACAACUCCCUCGAGUGUGAUUACGACUCAAAUAAUCGGUUAAAAACAUCUGGAGACAGCCCCCAGGAUGAUGAUCGUCAGCUGGACGAUUACAAAACCGAGAAGAGAAAUCUUCAACCCUCAGAAAACAUCUUUGCAGACAUAACUUCAGAAUUUUCGACGUACCUCAUCAAUUCUCAUGGAAAUAAUGAGUUUGGCCAUCAUUUUACGAUAUCUGAGGCCGAUGGGGAUCAUGACAAGACCCUGGAGGCACCUGUUCAUCAUUCUGAUGACCAAUCAAAUGAUACAUUUGCUCAAUUUGAUGUUGAGUUCUGUAGGAAUGAGCGAGUCGAGGUUGUUAAGAGUGUAAAUAGUAAUGUGAGCGUUCGAGCGGAAUUCCAAGAUGAUUUUUGUGAAUAUAGGGGUGAGAGGGAGGGUGGGGAGGAGAUAAUUGUUGAAGGUGAGGAGAUCAGCACGAAAAAGUUGAAUUUGCUGGGGGAUUUGGAGACUUUGGAAAGUUCCUUAGUGGUUGACGACGAUUUCGAGAAUUUUUCGGCAUUCAGAGAGGGGGAGAGUACUUGUGCUAGAAUAGGGGAGGAGGAGGCCUCGGGAAUUCUUUCGGAAGAGGGUAAGAGGGAAGGUGAUGAUGGAGAUGAGUUUUCCGAGUGGAAGUUCCAGGGGGACGAUGACUUUGGGGACUUCGCGGAUUUCUCCAGUGAACCUGUGGCUCAAGGACAAAGUGAUUGGGGUAACGAUGCACAGGGAACUGGGCUGGUGGUUGGUGACGAUGGGGGGGAUGAUGAUGAAUUUGGAGACUUUGGCGACUUUGGAUCCUGCCCGACUACUGUAGAGGAGAAUCACGUUAGUUUUGAUUUGAGAGAGUCUAUCUGUCGGAUAGAUAAUCAGAAUGUUGCCAACAAAAUUGAGGAUAUAGUCGUGAAUAUGUUUCCACCGGUUCCCGAGCGCAGUCCGGUGGAUGUAGCCACCCUGAUACCAGGAGACGACGUUAUUUGGAGUUCCCUCAAGAAUAUCGAGGAGACGAAUGCAUUGAGCUACCAAUGGAGUAACAGCACCAGUAAUAAUGCACUUUUAGGGGCUUUGGGAAUCGACUCGAGGAAUAUUUUGUUCGGGCCUAGAUGGAAUCCUAAUAUUCCAAGAUUCGCAGCGAACCUGGGGUACGCUCCCUUGGAACCCAUGAAAGCCUCAAAUGCUGAGGGACAUCCGUCAAUAACAUCAUCCGCCAGUAAAUCCCAAAACCCGUCAAAUGUAGAGGAGGUACCAGCUGCUCAAUUUGACUGGAACAGCUCAGGCCUGGUGAAUCCACUGGACGCAAGUGGUGGGCUGUCAGCACUUCUGCCACUAGACUUAUUGUAUCCAUUUGAUCCUUUACUCACCACUCCCCACUGUUCCGGGCACUCCGAGUCCUAUCACCAUCACGCUGCUUGUACCAGGAGCUCGAUAUAUUACUAUCCUGGCGACUCUCCCAUCGACUCGCCUGCAGAGGCUGGACCUCCCAAGCACCCAAGACAGCUCCAGGCAUCGAGAAUAAUCGAACCUCUGCCUGGACCCAGUACAAUCGACUGGAAGAAGAAGCCAGAGAUGUCAGAGCUAAAGCCUGACCCCAGAGUCUCCUCUCAGAAGCUUCAGAAAGUCCAGCAGAAGCCAAUUCCAGUGAAUUCCACCCCGAAACUAGAACCCAACAAAUGUGAUAUCAAGUCUGGACAUCGUAAGGGAUCUCUGGGGAGGAGAGAUCCAGAGCAUACUGUUCUGGACAGAUAUGGAAGGCAGAUGGUUGUGAAGCCAGAGACUGUUCAAGUUCUCAAGCAACUGCCCGAUCUCUCGUUUCUCAGUGCCAGAACUUUACUCUUCAAUCCUGAACACAAACAGAUUGUUCAGGAUCUUGGUGCGAUGAUCAAUAGAAAAAUGCCUGGCUGAGUAACGUCGGUCUGAAUGCGCGUUUGAAGGUCGGUUUAUGAUAUUGAAAAUUUUCUUUGUGAAUUGAAAGACAAAAUUAAGAGAGAAAGUCAGUACUGAAGCUAUGUGGGAUAAGUUCUUCUGGAGAUUAAUUAACCCCCAGACUAAAAAGAUUGAUGAAAUUUAAAAAAGACCAGAUUCAUUGGGUGGUUGAGUGAGUAUAUUAAUUAUCGAUUUUAGAGAGGAAUAGAUUACUCUUGAGAUGAAUAUAUGAUGACGGUUCAGUACUGAACUGUUCUUCAUAAGUCACAUCCUAUCUUUGUCUUUCAGUUCCAUCAGAAAUUUGAGAAUUGAAUUGUGCGGGUGCAUUUUGUGAGAGAGGAUUUAGAGAGAAGAGGCAACAUCCCAAUAUCCGUUUCAAACCUGUGUUCAGACCAAUGAAAUAAAACGAUUAAAUCUGUGGUGAACGGGUGGUAGUAAACGAGUUCAUUAUCCACUUUCAACCCGAUUAUUUUGAACAUAUAUCACAUUUAUAUCGACAGAAUUUCCUUCAUAGGCUUUCAAAUUCUUUAGAAAAAAAAUCUCUUCACGUGACUGUCCGGCGAGGAAAUAGAUUGAAAGAAAUCUUAGGUUAAUUAACAAUUUAUAUCAUCAGAAAAAUAUUUUUGUAGAGAUAUUCAUUUCCGACCAAAAUUGAUAUUAAAAAAAAUGUCAGGGCUGAUUUACUCCAUCAAUUCACUGCUGAAUGUCUUUCCAUGCUCUUCCCAAAGGUUCAAAACCAAUUUAUCAUGAAUAUUCCUCGAUGCCCACUGCACAUUAGGUAUUCGUGUGAUUUUAUGUACAUCACAUUCAAUUAACAUUCCAGUUUCCUUGAUUUCUUUAAUUAAGAGCAUCGAGAAUAAGAGAUGAGUGUUUUAUCAAAUUUUCCAAUUGUGUGAUUCUAUCGAUAUUAGUCAAAAAAUGCAUAAAAUGUUUAUUGGAUUAAAGUGAUUACACUUGUCUCGUUAUUCAACUUGAUCCAAAAACCCAAACAAUUUUUUACCCCCCCCCCCAUUUUUAUUGUAAAAAUACGUCGUGUCUGCCAGAAGAUUUUUGUAAUUACCAGUUUCGUAAAAUCAAUUUUUCUAGUCGACGUGUUUAUCAUUUUAGGUAAUUUAUUUCUCUCCUAUUGAUUCAUUAACUCAACUAAAUAUAAUGUGUGAUUCACUAAUUAUUAAGUCAAUUAACGAGAAGAAAAUUGAGAAUGAAAAUUAUCAAAAUCAAAGAGAUAGCACUUAGUUGUGUUAAAUCAGGGGUAAAGAGGUAAAUUGUCUAAAGAAUAUUUAUCGUGAAAUAUGAGAAAAUGUUCUCUAGAAUUAUUUAUUGACGAGAUUAUCUGAUCUUGAGCUGAGAGCUGGGCAAAAUGAAACGGUGAGAAAAAUAAUUCUCUCGACUUUCCUGGGAACGUCUUGCAUUCUGAAUAGAAAUAUUUCAUUUGGUAGAAUGAUUGAAAUCUUCGGAAGUUACCUGGAAAAGUUUGGAAUUUUCUAGCCUUUAAGUGGAUGGCACUCAGCAGAAAUGUCGUUGCUAAAAUGUUUUUUAUAUUAGAUUGCAAUCAUAGACCUAUUCAUGUGAUGAGAAUUAUCACAAAUUUUGGAGCCACAUUCCGGUAGUCAUCUCAUUCUUCGACGACUUGAUCUUUAACAAAAAAUAAAGAAAAUAAAAGUUCCCUACAUCAUCUCAAGAAGUCGUUAUUGGUGGUGUUUCAUUUUGUCUCGUCUCCACUAAUCAUUUUUGUCCGUAAAUACGUAUAACACAAUUCAAUUCCAUCUGCUUCAACUGUUUUACUCCUUUAUCCCUGAUUUUUAUCAACAAUUUCCCGUAAUUAACUAGCUAAUAAAUGAAUUAAUCAUACUGUUAAAAAGAUCUCUGAAGGAUGAAAAUGGCGUGAAUACUAAUACAUGAAAUGCAUCACAUUUUUAUAUGGAAAAACCUUAAGACUAUUUUCUAAUGCCCUCGUCUGUUCAGUGCUUCACAGCUAAAAUGUAAUCAUCAAGUAACAAAAAAGUAUUGAGAGUACUUAAUCGUGUGAAAAUGAAAUAUCGACUCUUGGCGUUUGUUCAUUCAUUUUGUAAGUGAAUUCACUACGUAGAUUUAUUGAUAACUGUAAUGGAAGAACUUCAUUGAUGCUAAUUGUUACGUUAAUUAUUUAUAUCAAUGAAUAAUUGUAAUAUAUCUUAUGUAAUAUAUUGUGGAUAUUAAGAACUAAUAAUACGAUUAGAAAAAUGUUGAAGAAGUAUAUUAAAUAAAAUUCUUUACUUAAA